This is a messenger RNA of Plenodomus lingam JN3, 5364 nucleotides long. RefSeq lists its product as uncharacterized. The record is from RefSeq and is a predicted model, not a curated record. NCBI's taxonomy places the organism in Eukaryota, Fungi, Ascomycota, Dothideomycetes, Pleosporales, Leptosphaeriaceae. Gene Ontology annotation, molecular function: protein binding; RNA binding. Gene Ontology annotation, biological process: rRNA processing. Gene Ontology annotation, cellular component: nucleolus; small-subunit processome.
AUGGGCGCAGUGAAACGAAAGGCAGAGCAGCCGAGCGCGCCUGCAAAGAAAGAAAAGGGCGCGUCAGGUGACCGUUCAGCAAAGCGCCCCAAGUCAGACGCGACGUCUGAGCACUCCGCUGCGAAGCCAAAGGCGGAAGCACCCAAGAGCGUCUUCAAAGACGAGGAAAAGGUCUUCCCCAGAGGCGGCGCGAGUGUGUUGACGCCUCUCGAGCACAAGCAGAUCCAGAUCAGAGCGAACCAGGAUGUGUUGUUUGAACAGGCUGGGAUCAAGCGCACAAGCGGCGGCGACGAUGACUUUAGCGAUAUGGGAUCAGAGGACGACAACGAGGCUGCCAAACAAUCUGCUAAGAAGAAGACCUUCAAGAAGAGCAAGAAGUCGCAGGAGGACGGCGAUAAGGAACCCACCAUUCGCGCUGAGGGUCUGAGCUACAAGCGAUUGACGCCUGGCACCAUGGUUCUCGGUCUGGUCACCGAGGUUACCCAGCAAGACAUCGUACUCGCACUCCCAAACAACCUUGUUGGCUAUGUUCCUCUUACGGCAAUAUCUGAUAAGCUCAACGAACGCCUUGAGCAGCUCAUGAAGGACGACACAGACAAGGAGGAUGGAAGCGACGACGGAAACUUUGAAGAUGUAGAUCUCCAGGACAUGUUCUCUGUUGGCCAGUAUCUUAGGGCGUGUAUCACUUCCACGAAUGAAGAGACCGCAAGAGCUAGGAAGAGGCUGGAACUGUCAAUUGACCCCAAGCUGGUCAACAAGGGUCUUACCAAGCGCAAAUUACCCGUCAACAGCAUGAUGCAGGCCUCUGUCGUUAGCAAUGAAGACCACGGUCUUGUCAUGGAUCUGGGACUGGGAGACACCAAAGUCAAGGGCUUUCUGCCCAAGGGCGAGCUAGGUCCAAAGGUUCAGCAUGCGAAAGUCCAAGAAGGCGCCGUCUUCAUGUGUUUAGCUACUGGUACCAACCCUGAUGGACGCAUUGUCAAGCUAUCGGCGGAUCAUGCCAAAGCAGGAAACCUAGCCAAGGGCAAUACCCUCAUCGAUGCGCCUACAAUCGAUGUCUUCCUGCCUGGUACUGCUGUCGACGUGCUGAUCACUGAUUCGACGUCAAGCACGAUCACAGGCAAGAUUUUAGGGUUGAUUGACUGCACUGCGGAUGCCUAUCACUCUGGAGCCACCGAAAGGGGUGCUGAUGUCUCGCAAAAGUACAAGCUUGGCUCCAAGGUCAAGGGGCGGAUUCUGUUCACAUGCCCCGACUCAGAGCCUAGGAAAGUCGGCGUAUCGCUUCUUGACCACGUAGUGUCGCUGUCUACUCGUAUGUCAGGUAAGCCAAAAGAGCGCAAGCCCCCACUGGAACUGUUACCGGUAUCAACCAUCAUCGAGAAUGCCAAGGUGGUCAAGGUUGCACCCGCACUUGGUGCAUUCUUUGAUCUUGGUGUUCGAGAUGUUGUGGGAUUUUCCCAUAUUUCACGGCUUGCGGACGAGAAGGUCGAAUUUCUCUCCGAGGAUUCGGGUGCCUUCAAACUGGGAUCUACGCAUAAAGCUCGCAUUAUCGGUUACAACGACAUGGAUGGGCUUUUCCAGCUGUCCUUGGAGCAGAAGAUCCUCGACCAGCCUUUCCUUCGCAUUGAAGACAUCAAGGCUGGUCAGGUAGUCAAGGGAAAAGUGCAUAAGCUCAUUGCCGAUAAAAAGGGCGCUACCGCUGUGCUCGUUCACCUAGCGGACGGCAUCACCGGUCUGGUCUCAGAACUUCAUCUCGCAGACGUACGCCUGCAACAUCCCGAGCGAAAAUUCCGAGAAGGCGUACCGGUCAAGGCCAGAGUUCUGUACACUGAGCCUGCUAGACACCAGAUCCACCUUACGCUAAAGAAAACUCUGGUCAACUCCGACAUCAACCCCUGGACCGACUACAAUAUGAUCAAGGAAGGCGCCGCCGGUCCUGGAAUCAUAGCAAACGUGCGACGAAACGGCGCAACAGUACGAUUUUACGGUACUGUGAAGGCGUGGCUACCAGUUGCAGAAAUGAGUGAGGCAUUCAUCGAGGAUGCAACAAAACACUUCUCUGCCGGCCAGGUAGUCAAUGUCCGUGCCAUUUCUGUUAAUCCCGAGGAGCGUCAACUACUUGUCUCAUGCAAGGAUCCUGCAGCAAUCGAUACCAACAAAGAAGCUGCCUUCAACGCGCUUAACCCUGGCGCCAUUGUCAAGGGGACUGUUCUUGAGAAGACGGACGAGGCAGUAACUCUGGAUCUUGGUAACGGUGUAAAGGGACUUCUUCGUAUUGGUCACUUGACAGACGGAUCCGAGAAAAAGGACAUAUCCACCAUGAAGAAGAUUCGUGUUGGUGGGGUCUUGGAGGACCUCGUGGUUCUGGCCAAGCAUGUCAAGUCGAAGACUGUUACGGUAUCCAACAAGCCCACCCUCCGAAAGGACGCCCAAGCUUCGAAACUUGCUAUCAGUGUAGAGGACUUGCAGGCUGGUGAGACCGUGCAUGGCUUCGUUCGCGGCAUAUUGCCUGACAAGGUCUUCAUCGAACUUGGCAAUGGGAUUAGUGGCCCAGUCUUCAAGUCACAACUAACCGAGGAGAUGCUUUCUGCGCCAAACUUCGGUCUCCGCAAAGAUCAAUCCGUUACAGUUCGCGUAUCGCACGUGGAUCCUGCCAAAGGUUUCUUCUGGCUGUCCAUGAAACUCGAGGCCAACGCCGACGAGGUGGCCCCCAAAACGACCGAUAACGCAGGGCAACCGCUGGAGGAGCCUGUCGAUCCGGCUAUCAUGUCGACCAGCGACAUCAAGUAUGGCACACCUGUCAACGUUCGAAUUCGGUCAGUGAAAGGCACACAAGUCAAUGUUGAACUUGCAAAGAAUGUGCAGGGUCGGAUCUCGGUCUCAGAAUUGUUCGACUCAUGGGACGACAUACCAGACAAGAAGCGACCCACAGCACACUUCAAGAUGAAUGAGACGAUGCAAGCCAAGGUUCUGGGUCGCCAUGACGCUCGUAAUCACCGCUUCUUACCCAUCACACAUCGUACAAGCAACAAGAUUCCAAUGUACGAACUGUCUGCGAAGAAGAACUUCCCCACAGAGGUAGAUAUCUUGUCUCUUGACAAGAUUGCGCCCGGGUCAUCACACGUCGCCUUUGUCAAUAACAUCGCGGACCGUUAUGUCUGGGUGAACAUUUCAGCCAACGUCCGUGGCCGUAUUGACUUUUUCGAUCUCACCGACGAUCUUGAGCAGCUUUCAUCUGUCGAGGAGAACUUCCCUGUAGGCUCUGCUCUCAAGGUCACUGUAAAGACUGUUGAUGUGGCCGCCGGACGCUUAGACCUUACCGCAGCAUCAACGGUGACUGGGAAGGCCCUCACGCUUCAGGAUCUCAAAGUGGGAUAUGUGCUUCCUGCACGUGUCACAAAGCUGCACGAUGCAUCAAUCGUCGUACAGAUAAACGAAACGAUCGCCGCUCCUAUCUUCCUUGAGCAAUUGGCGGACGACUACGACAAAGCCAAGCCAUCCGAGUUCAAAGUUGGCGAUAUUCUGAGGGUCUGCAUUAUUGACAUUGAUUUGCCCAACAAGAAACUCAGUCUCUCCGCAAGACCAUCAAGAGUGCUGAGCUCUACUCUGCCAAUCAAAGAUCCUGAGAUCAAGGACCGGGCUCAGCUCAAGGUCAACGAUGUUGUCCGUGGCUUCAUCAAGCACGUUGCCGAUAACGGCGUCUACGUCCGUCUCGGUCCGCACGUUGAAGCAUAUGUCCGUGUCAGUCACCUUUCUGACGCGUAUAUCAAGGAUUGGAAGUCCGCAUUCCACGUCGAUCAGUUGGUUACUGGAAAGGUCAUCUCCAACAAGCCAGAUCAGCGUAAUCCCCAGUUGAGCUUGAAAACUUCGAUUAUCCAGGCCGACUACAGUGAGCCAAUCGAAUUCAGCAAUUUGAAAGCUGGUCAAAUUGUGACGGCCACUGUUCGACAUGUGGAAGACUUCGGUGUUUUCUUGGUCGUUGCCAACUCCAAUAACGUCAGUGGAUUGUGCCAUGUCAGUCAAUUAGCUGACACUCCUGUCGAUAAGGAGAAGGUCAAGGAGAUGUACAAGAAAGGCGACGCCGUGAAGGCCAAGGUCCUCAAGGUCGAUUCUAACACUCGCAAAAUCAGUUUCACGCUGAAGUACUCUCAAGUCAAGGGCAAGGAUGACAGCGAUGAGGACAUGGCAGACGCAUCAGAUGAUGAGCUGGUAGAUGAUGCGGAGUCUGAGGAAGAUUUGGAAGAGGACGAUAUCGACAUGAGGAGCGUUAAGAGCGCUGAGAGCGGCGACGACAUCGACCUCAACAAUGACGAUGACUCAGAAGACGAGUCGGACGCAGCCGUCAAGUCUGUAGCUCCUGGUCUUAGCACAUCUGGCUUCGACUGGACUGGUGCCACCCUUGACUUUGGCAAGCAAAACGGUGCGCAAGAGUCUGAUUCGGACGACGGCACGAGCAAGAAGAAGAACAAAAAGUCUAAAAAGGCUACUAUCAAGGAGGACCGGACCGGUGAUCUCGACGCUUUUGGUCCACAGUCGAUAGCUGACUACGAACGCCUUCUUCUUGGACAACCAAACAGUGCUGAGCUUUGGGUGCGCUAUAUGGUCUUCCAACGUGAGCUUGGUGAGAUUGAAAAAGCGCGCCAGAUUGCUCGACGCGCGCUUGCUACUAUCAACCCGCGGGAAGAGAAGGAGAAGCUUGAUGUCUGGACUGCCCUAUUGCAUCUCGAGAACGACUUUGCGACGGAUGAUGCUAUGGAACAGAUCUUCAAGGAGGCCUGUCAACACAACGACUCUCGUGAGGUGCAUGAACGUAUGAUUAAGAUCUACAUAUCUUCUGGCAAGCUCGAAAAAGCAGACAGUCUCUACCAAUUGAUGGUGAAGAACAAAUCUUUCACACCCGACCCGCAAUUCUGGCUCUCGUACGCUGCUUUCCUCAUGGACGUCCUUUCCCCACCAUCACCAACCCGCGCACGUGCUCUCCUACAACGCGCCACCCAAUCCGUCCCAUCACGCGAACACCGCUACCUCACGCAAAAGUUCGCUGCGCUCGAAUUCAAGAGCCCUAAUGGUGAUGCGGAGCGGGGUCGCACGAUCUUCGAAGGUUUGGUCAGCACCUACCCCAAGAAGGGCGACGUUUGGGACAUGUAUCUGAGUCUGGAGAUGAGCCAUGGUAGCUCAGAGAAUGUUCGCAAUCUGUUCGAGCGCAUGGCCAAGACGACGAAGAAGAAGCGGGCACAGACUGUAUUUGCAAAGUGGGCAGUUUGGGAGGCUGGUGUUGGUAAUAAGAAAGGAGUCGAGAGGGUGAAGGCGCUGGAGGAGCAGUGGCGGGAAGCUAGAGCAAAUAAGGAGGAUGAUGAAGAGUAG